AGAGAUUAUAAUUUUAUUCAAUCUUAAGAAAUGGAGGAGAACAAAGCAUCAAUAAAGAUAGAUGAAACAGAUAUGGAUUCUAGUCCAGAAUUUAUGAACAGUUCAAGAGACAACAUGAAGAUACCGCUGAUCCCUGACCAGGAGAAAAAUGACAGCGGGAAGGAUAACAAGACCAAGGUGAACGAAAGCGACACUGAGCUCGCUCCCAAACCUGAGGUAAAGCCUUUCAUCGGUACUUAUGAAGAGGCUGAUGAGUAUCUCAGGGAUAACCCUGAAAUCCGGACUGGCUACAGGAUCAAAUACAAUAAGUUCUGUAUUGUACUCAAGUCAUUAUUCAUGUGGCAUAAUGAGACGGUUAACAUCUGGUCUCAUCUCCUCGGCCUGAUGGUUUUUUUCUGCAUAAUAUUUUAUGUGGCCAUUGAGCUUGAGAACAAGGACCUCUCCCCUAGUUUCCUCAAUUUCAUAAAAGACUACAUUACUCUUAAAGGACAUAGUCCAGAAGGAGUAGGUGACUAUAUCAGUAAGAUACCGCUUGGAGUCCACAUUUCAUGUGCGAUGAUAUGUUUAUUUUUAAGCUCAACAUUCCACCUGUUCUGAUGUCAUUCCAAAGACGCUCUAAAUAUCCUCUCCAGGUUCGAUUAUGGAGGAAUUGCGAUCCUGAUCGCAGGCUCUUGAACUCCGAUCUAUAUUUACUCAUUCUGGUGCCCUCAAGUAUCCACAUACGGCUACGUUUACACCUCAGUGAUGGCAGCUGGCUGAGGAAUAGCCUUUGCAGUCAGCCUCAUUCCCAAAUUCGAUGCCCCAAAGUAUAGAAUGUGACGAGCAAUUCUUUUCGUAGUAGUUGGACUGUCAAGUGCCAUACCAGGGAUUCACAUUAUCGGGUUUAGACAUCCUGAAUAUAUGCCAAAGCCACCAAUUUUCUUACUUGGCCUUGGAGGAGCUAUUUACAUCCUAGGUGCAGUAAUCUACAGCACGAGGUUUCCUGAAAGAUUCACAAAGGGGAAGAAAAGAAAGUGAAAUUUUGACUGUAUCGGAAACUCUCACAAUAUCUGGCACUGUUUCGUCCUCACUGCAGCUGGAGUUCACUAUGCUGCAUCAGUAAUUAUGUUCAAAACACGAGUUGUACAUCAAUGUCCAGCCUAA
Molecule: messenger RNA, 1143 nt
Organism: Moneuplotes crassus
Lineage: Eukaryota; Ciliophora; Spirotrichea; Euplotida; Euplotidae
Source: the annotation of a GenBank genome assembly